AUGCUCUCCAGUCGAUUGAUACCGCGCUCCGGGGCCAAAUCGGCCUUCAGGAGACACGCUUCUCUUCCCGCUGUUGUCACUCCCACCCAGCUGUCGAGAUGGACUCGCGCCUACGCCUCGGCUUCUGAGGAGAAGGACCUUGUCGUUAUCGGCGGUGGUGUUGCUGGUUAUGUCGCUGCCAUCAAGGCCGGUCAAGAGGGCUUGAAGGUUGCCUGCAUCGAAAAGCGAGGCACGCUCGGCGGCACCUGCCUCAACGUUGGCUGCAUUCCCUCUAAGGCCCUUCUCAACAACUCACACCUCUACCACACCAUCAAGCAUGACACCAAGAACCGCGGGAUCGAUGUUUCCGACGUCAAGGUAAACCUCGAGCAGUUCAUGAAGGCCAAGGACACUGCUGUCGGUGGCCUGACCAAAGGUGUCGAGUUCCUCUUCAAGAAGAAUGGUGUCGAAUAUAUCAAGGGCGCCGGCACUUUCGUCAAUGAGAACGAGAUCAAGGUAGCUCUCAAUGAUGGUGGCGAGACCUCGGUCAAGGGAAAGAACAUCCUGAUUGCUACCGGUAGCGAGGCUACGCCCUUCCCCGGUCUUGAGAUUGACGAGAAGCGUGUCGUUACCAGCACUGGUGCUCUGUCGCUUGACAAGAUACCCGAGAGCCUUGUGGUCAUUGGCGGCGGUAUCAUUGGCCUGGAGAUGGCCUCUGUUUGGUCCCGACUGGGAACCAAGGUGACCGUUGUCGAAUUCCUCGGCCAGAUUGGCGGUCCUGGAAUGGACGCCGAGAUCGCUAAGAGCGCGCAGAAGAUCCUCAAGAAGCAAGGCAUCAACUUCAAGACGGGCACCAAGGUUAUCAGCGGCGACAAGACUGGUGACAAGGUCAAGCUAGAGGUUGACGCUGCCAAGGGUGGCAAGCCUGAGACGCUUGAUGCUGACGUCGUCUUGGUGGCUAUCGGCCGCCGACCCUACACCGGCGGACUCGGCCUUGAGAACAUCGACCUCGAGCUGGACGAGAGAGGCCGUGUCAUCAUCGACUCUGAAUACCGCACUAAGAUUCCCCACAUCCGUUGUGUUGGCGACGUCACCUUCGGUCCAAUGCUUGCGCACAAGGCCGAGGAGGAGGCUGUUGCUGUGGUCGAGUACAUCAAGAAGGGUCAUGGCCACGUCAACUACGGUGUGAUCCCUUCUGUCAUGUACACCCACCCCGAGGUUGCCUGGGUCGAACAUCCCGUAUCGGAUUGGGACUUUCCCUUCAGCGCCAACUCGCGCGCGAAGACUAACCUCGACACUGAAGGCAUGGUGAAGAUGUUGGCGGAUCCCGAAACGGAUAGAAUUCUGGGAGUCCAUAUCAUCGGACCUAAUGCUGGUGAGAUGAUUGCUGAGGCCACUCUCGCACUCGAGUAUGGUGCAUCGAGCGAGGAUAUCGCCCGUACAUGCCACGCCCACCCAACCUUGGCCGAGGCCUUCAAGGAAGCUGCCAUGGCUACCUACUCAAAGCCAAUUCACAUGUAA
Molecule: messenger RNA, 1500 nt
Organism: Colletotrichum spaethianum
Lineage: Eukaryota; Fungi; Ascomycota; Sordariomycetes; Glomerellales; Glomerellaceae
Product: dihydrolipoyl dehydrogenase, mitochondrial
Exons: 4
Coding region: 1-1500 (499 amino acids)
Cellular component (GO): mitochondrion; oxoglutarate dehydrogenase complex
Molecular function (GO): dihydrolipoyl dehydrogenase (NADH) activity; flavin adenine dinucleotide binding
Source: RefSeq, a predicted model, not a curated record